AUGGUGCUGUCCAGUGCUGACAAGGCCAAUGUGAAAGCCGCCUGGGGCAAGGUUGGCGGCAAAGCUGGGGACUAUGGCGCAGAGGCCCUGGAGAGGACCUUCCUCGCCUUCCCCUCCACCAAGACCUACUUCCCCCACCUGGACCUGAGCCCGGGGUCGGCCCAGGUCAAGGCCCACGGCAGGAAGGUGGCAGACGCGCUCACCCACGCUGUCGGCCACCUAGACGACCUGCCGGGCGCGCUGUCUGAGCUGAGCAACCUGCACGCGCGCAAGCUGAGGGUGGACCCCGUCAACUUCCAGCUCCUCUGCCACUGCCUGCUGGUGACCCUGGCCCGCCACUACCCCGGGGACUUCAGUCCUGCCAUGCAGGCCUCGCUGGACAAGUUCCUGCACCACGUGACCUCGGCGUUGGUCUCCCAGUACCGCUGA
Orycteropus afer afer is the source of this 429-nucleotide messenger RNA. NCBI's taxonomy places the organism in Eukaryota, Metazoa, Chordata, Mammalia, Tubulidentata, Orycteropodidae. The record is from RefSeq and is a predicted model, not a curated record.